Messenger RNA from Paramecium tetraurelia, 972 nucleotides. RefSeq lists its product as uncharacterized. Lineage: Eukaryota; Ciliophora; Oligohymenophorea; Peniculida; Parameciidae. The record is from RefSeq and is a predicted model, not a curated record. The transcript is spliced from 4 exons. Gene Ontology annotation, molecular function: lipase activity. Gene Ontology annotation, biological process: lipid catabolic process.
AUGACAUCACAAACACUUUUGCUUUCCUUGGGAGUUUUGAUGGUUUUGGGAGCCACAGCCUACAUGAACUAUGAUAGCAACGUUAGCUCUAUAGAUCACGGGUUCACUGCUGAUUUUGCAUCCUUUAUAAAAUCUUUUGAUUCAAAAUAUGAUUUCAUUAGAUCCGACAUCACUUGGUCCACAUAUGGAGGUGCCGAAACUAGACCAACCACUGCUCCAUCCAAAUAUCCUAUAGUUUUUAUUCAUGGAAACUCUGAUAUUGGAGCUGGAAAUGGUGGAACUGUAGGAUGGUAGACAGGAUUCACAUAACUUAUUGAAUAUUUAUAAAAUAACGGAGGAUAUACAAAGGCUGAUUUAUACGUAACAACUUGGGGUCCUGCCAAUCCAAAUUUGGCAUCACAAAACAGUCAUAGUGAAAAAUAUGUGAUGACGGUUAGACGUUUCAUCGAAGGAGUCCUUGCUUAUACCAAAGCCAGCAAAGUUAUAGUCAUUGGUCAUUCAAUGGGAGUCACCUUAGCAAGAGCUGCUAUCAUAGGUGGAACCUAUUCUGAAUCGUUGCUUAACAAAUUUACUGUUGGAAGUCCCAUCACCAGUUCCAUUGCUGCCUUCUUCGGACUCGCAGGUGCUAACUAUGGCUUAGUUGAUUGCACUUAUGCAACUGGAUUACCCACAUGCAGCACAUACAAUGGAUUUUCACCUUCAUCCCAAAUGCUGACUUCCUUGAACUCAAAAACUCAUAGAGAAGGUGGCAAAGUGUACUCUUUCUGGUCUCCAAAUGACGAUAUCAUCAAAUACAACUGAAUUGUGAACCAAAAAAACACUUGUAUUGUACCUGGAAGUGACGAAUCAUUUUAAUAAAGUGGAUACACACACUUUGACGUAAGAGAUAAGUUUUCAGCAGACAUACUUCGUCUCAUCUAGAAAUUAUGAUUAUUUUAUAUAUUAAUUAAAUAUAAGACUCAAAUCUUUUUU